Molecule: messenger RNA, 1315 nt
Organism: Prosopis cineraria
Lineage: Eukaryota; Viridiplantae; Streptophyta; Magnoliopsida; Fabales; Fabaceae
Product: transcription repressor OFP8
Exons: 1
Coding region: 103-1011 (302 amino acids)
Biological process (GO): negative regulation of DNA-templated transcription
Source: RefSeq, a predicted model, not a curated record
CCCACUUCCUUUCUUUUUACCCAUCGCAGCUCUCCACCUCCACAUUCUCUUAUACUCUCUCUCUGCGCCUUUCUUCCUUCCCAUUACUUUCCUUUUCCUCUAAUGGAAACCCGUCUCAAGAUGCGAAUCUCUCGCAUGUUCCGAUCCUCUUUCGCCUCUUGCCGCGCCCGCAACUUCUCCGAUGUCACUGAAAAAGCUGUCUUUCCCCACCACGACCACCGUGGCUUUCACCCUAUCGACCCAUCGUCUCCUAAACCCCGUCCCUUUCCUUCCAUAUGCGGACCCAAAGCCUUGGAAACCUCUGAAACUAUUGAUUCUUCGCUUCCCAGAAAGAAAGUUUCUGAGUGGCCGUCAUCGCCGUUCCGCCGGGGCAAUCACGGAGGGAGGUCUUGUCCCCCGGCUUCGCCAAUCACGCCUCUGAAUCCAGUAUACGAGGACGAGUUUGGUUAUUGUGAGAAAUUGAGACAUUCAGGGAGGAACGAGAAGAUUAAGAAGAAGAAGAAGAAGAAAGGUACCCGUAAGAAAAGAAAGCCCUCGGAUAUGUUCCCAUUCAACUCUUGCGCUCAGGACGGGACUAUAGGAGGAUAUUGGUGGUACAGCAACGACGAUGACGACGACAGCGAAGGAGAGGAUGAGACCGACACGCUUUUCUCUUCUAGAAGCCUCUCUUCGGAUUCCUCCCGUUCUCGCCGCCGGCGUCAUCGGUCUUGCCAGAAAAAGAAGGAGGACGGUGACCGAGUGGGUCCGGAGAGCCUAAGUUCUGAAAUGGGCGUGAUGCCAUUGAAGGGAAGAGUGAAGGAUACCUUCGCCGUAGUGAAGCAGUCCAGUGACCCUUACAAUGAUUUCAGGACGUCCAUGGUGGAAAUGAUAGUUGAGAAACAGAUAUUUGCGCCCGAGGAUUUGGAGAAUCUCCUGCAGUGUUUCCUGUCCCUCAAUUCGCAUAAUCAUCAUAAGAUUAUUGUAGAGGUUUUCACUGAGAUUUGGGAAGCCCUGUUCUCUGACUGGUUUUAAGACUCAAGAAUGAUCUGUUAUCUGUGUUUGUUUCCAUGGAAAAUAGUCUAGCUCUAACUUAACUUAGUUCGCGUUUAUGAUACUCCAUUUCCCAUUCAAUCUAAGUUACUUUAAGUUAUAUUUUCUUUUUGUCUUGUCUGGAGCUGAAUCUUCUACUCGUGGGAUUUUCUUCUUUGUUGUUGUUGUGCUCCCCGUCGCGAUAUUUCUUCAUAUAUUCAGAUAAACUGACAAAGAACUGUAUCCGCAAAGGUGGUAGUAAAAUCAACGAAAAGACCUAAAAUAGAGAUGUUUCAUUGUUUUGUUA